AUGGUGGCGAGACUUCGUCUCGGCAGGUUCAACCAUGCCACAAAGGCUGCUAGCUUGCUAGUGCGACAAGCCGACCGAGGACAACACCCCCGUCGCGUCAUACUGCUAAUGUCUGCUAUGUGUUCUUCAGAAGCUAGGGCGUACCCCAGAAGCGACGCGUAUUGUCCUCGCCCGGACAAUGUGGCAAAUAUGCGAGGGCUACCGGCUAGAGGACGAAGCCGGCCAAAGAAGUUAGUCCGCCAUCGCCAGCAACAUCCAGUGCGCUUGGCAACACUUAACGUUGGGACGCUUACUGGAAGAAGUCGUGAACUGGCAGACAGUCUCAGAAAACGCCGUGUUGACAUAUGUUGCGUACAGGAGACUCGCUGGAAAGGCUCCAAGGCAAGGGAAUUAGGCGAUGGCUACAAGCUGAUCUACCACGGCACAUCAAAUCGCAACGGCGUUGGUAUCAUAUUGAACGAGUCGUUUAGAAAUAGCGUCACAGCAGUGGAUCGACUAUCGGAUCGCUUGAUGGCUGUAAAAGUAGAUACAGGAGAAGUGGAAUUGCGAGUCGUCUCUGCUUAUGCGCCACAGAUGGGCUGUAGUGAAGAAGAGAAGACGUGCUUUUGGGAAGAUCUGGAGCAGUACGUCCAAUCCCUGAAAAGCGAAGAAGUACUUUUAAUCGGAGGAGACUUCAACGGACAUAUCGGUUCCCGGAAAGACGGAUUCGAGAGUUGUCAUGGUGGAUACGGCUAUGGAGCUCGUAACGACGACGGGUUGCGAAUCCUGGAGUAUGCUGUUGCAAGUGACUUGAUCAUUGCUAACACGCAGUAUCGGAAAAGAAAAUCGCAUUUGAUCACGUACACCAGCGGCGACCAUGUCGCCGCCCAACACCAUCUGCUCGUUACGGACUUGAAAAUCUCCCGUCCAAGGAAGAGACAUCCAAGGACUGAAACACAGCGCAUCAAAUGGUGGAAUCUGAAGGAUCGAAAGGAGGUAUUUCUCGCGUCCGUGGUUCCAUCAACACUUACCCACCCUACUCGUAGUGUGGAGGAAAUGUGGUUGUCUACUUCCAGCGUUAUACGCUUGACCGCGGAAAACACUCUGGGGAAGACGACUCUAAGUAAGCCCAAAGUACAAAAAGCUACGUGGUUUUGGAACGAGGAAGUUCAGGCGGCAAUUUGUGAGAAGAAGUCCAAGUAUAAGCUCUGGUGGAGGACACGUCAGCCUGAAGAUUGGGGUGCUCACCUAGCAACGAAGAAGGAGGCUAAGAAGGCAGUCUCCAAGGCGAAGUCGGACAGCUACAAGGCUGUGUACGACAUGCUUGAUACCAGAGAAGGCGAGCGGGUAGUGUAUCGUUUAGUCAGAGCACGUCAUCGCUCAACAUUGGAUAUGGAGCACACCAAGAUCGUUAAGGGAGCUAAUGGAGCCGUUCUGCGCCGCUCUGGUCAGAUCCUGGAGAGGUGGCGAGAGUACUACAAUCACUUGUGUAACGAAGAGUUCUGUCAUCCUCCCAUCCCAACCGUUCCCAGCGUCGAGGGUCUUGUUCUACCAAUUACUGUCGUCGAAGUCAGUGCUGCCCUCGCAAAAAUGAAGUCGAACAAGGCAACCGGUCCCGAUGACAUACCUGUUGAUAUCUGGAAGCUGCUAGGAGAUCGAGGGUCCAUGUGGCUCGCAACUCUAUUUAACAAGAUCGUUGCAGAAGGACGGACUCCAGACGUUUGGCAAACUUCCGUGACCGUGCCUGUCUGGAAAGGGAAAGGAGACAUUGCAGAAUGUACCUCGUACAGGCCCAUACGACUGCUCUGCCAUACGAUGAAGGUUUUUGAGCGCGUCCUGGAAGCUCGUCUGAGGAAAAUUGUUAGCGUUUCACUCAACCAAAGCAUCUAUAGUGCUGCAGUCCUUCACAAAACCAGCGGUUUUGUGAAGGACUGCAGCACUAUAGAUGCUAUCCAUGCUGUCCGAAUCCUCCUGGAGAAACAUCGAGAGAAGAACCGCAGUGUGCAUCUUGCUUUUCUCGAUCUCGAGAAAGCUUUCGACCGUGUUUCACAUGAGCUGUUAUGGAUGUCCAUGAGGUCGCAUAGAGUACCAGAUGAAUAUGUGCGGUGGACGAAGCUACUUUAUGCGAAGCCUACCAGCGCUGUACGAUGUGCUGCUGGAACAAGCAGGCCAUUCCCUGUACAAGUAGGGAUUCAUCAGGGUUCAUCCCUCUCACCUUGUUGUUCAUACUGUGCAUGGAACAUAACGAAGGGAAUCCAGAAGCAGCAUCCGUGGACCCUACUCUUUGCCGACGAUGCCAUGCUCGCGUCGGAGUCUCGAGACGAUCUUCAGAAACAAGUGCAGUCUUGGAAGGAUCAGCUGCAGCAAUAUGGAUUGCGCCUCAACACAUCAAAAACUGAGUACAUGGAGUGCGGACCAAGGAUAGAGGAUGGUUCAAUUCGUGUUGAUGGCACCGAAUUAAACAAGGUGAACUGCUUAAAGUACCUUGGAUCCAAAGUGACUUCCACAGGCGAUCAAGAAGGUCGAGCACGCGUUAAUGCUGCAUGGAUGAAAUGGAAAAUGGCAACAGGGCUACUGUGCGACAAGAAAGUCCCUGUUCGACUGAAGUCGAAGAUCUAUAAGACGGUUGUGCGUCCUGUUGCCCUUUACGGAUGCGAGUGCUGGCCGACAACGAAAGCCUUGGAAAGAGUGCUGCACGCUAUGGAGAUGCGGAUGUUGAGGUGGACGAUAGGUAUAACGCUAAAAGAGAAAGUAUCCAACGACACUGUGCCCCACCUAUCGGUGUCGUCCCGAUAA
Molecule: messenger RNA, 2775 nt
Organism: Necator americanus (New World hookworm)
Lineage: Eukaryota; Metazoa; Nematoda; Chromadorea; Rhabditida; Ancylostomatidae
Exons: 3
Coding region: 1-2775 (924 amino acids)
Biological process (GO): chromatin remodeling
Cellular component (GO): nucleus
Molecular function (GO): catalytic activity
Source: RefSeq, a predicted model, not a curated record